CCUGCCGGGUUCCGCCCCUCCCGGCCCCGCCCCGAGGCGGUGCCAGCCCAGGCCCCGCCCCUGGGAGGGCGCUUCCGGCACAGCGGAACUCCGGGUGCCGGUUGAGGUUGCUGGUGGACCUGCUCUGGUGGUCUUGGAUGAGGCCCCAUGAGCGCGGCGCCCCUGGUGGGCUACAGCAGCAGCGGCUCCGAGGAUGAGUCCGAGGACGGGAUGCGGACCAGGCCGGGGGAUGGGAGCCACCGUCGUGGCCAGAGCCCCCUUCCCAGGCAGAGAUUUCCAGUACCUGACAGUGUGCUGAACAUGUUCCCGGGCACCGAGGAGGGGCCUGAAGAUGACAGCACAAAACACGGGGGACGGGUGCGCACCUUCCCCCACGAGCGAGGCAACUGGGCCACCCAUGUCUAUGUACCAUAUGAAGCCAAGGAGGAGUUCCUGGAUCUGCUUGAUGUGUUGCUGCCCCAUGCCCAGACAUAUGUCCCCCGGCUGGUAAGGAUGGAGGCGUUCCACCUCAGCCUGUCUCAGAGUGUGGUUCUGCGCCACCACUGGAUCCUCCCCUUCGUGCAGGCUCUGAAAGCCCGUAUGACCUCGUUCCAGAGCCCCCAUCCAGGACCUCAUUGCCUCAUUGGAACCAAAGAUGCCCCUGUCACCCAGGAAAUUCUAAAGGAUUUAGGAGCUCUGUGUCAGGAGCCAGGAUCACAGACCAGAUAAUAGAACAAAAGAUGCUCCUAGCACCCCUGCUGCUUAGGAAAUGACACAGGUUUUAGGAUCUCUGUGUCAGGAACUGGAGGCUGAGACCAACACAUAUGUUAUCAUUUCACAAUGAUAGGUCAAACAGGUCAUGGUAAUGGUGGGAGCUACCUCACUGGGGGCCUAUGGGGGUGAAAGGAGAUCUUGGGUGCCCUCAGCACACCACUUGGGUGAAGGGUUAGUACCAGACCCCACUACUGGUUUUGUCUGCCAGCCUGGGGCUUUUUUUUUCCCCUUACCUAUUGGAUUAUUUCAUAACUGUUUUCCUACCAGAAAUGCAUCUCCUGCUAGACUUGUCCAGAUCAAAACCCUGCUCUUUCACUGAGGCGCUCCCAGUUGGCAUAUCCUGCAGAAUCCCUCUAUCCAGAGAUCAGUCGGUCCUGUGGUUCUUUACCCCUGGUGGUCAUUUCACUCACCCUCAUAUGCAGUCAUUCCUGUGUCCAUCUUCUUUCCUGGAGCCCACGUUCCUCCAGGCCAGGACUGUGGCUUCUCUCUGAAUUGCCCCACAGCUUUUUUCCAAGUGCUCUGCUCACAGUAGACAUCAAAUAGAUGCUUGUUGAGUCAUGGAGCGGGAAUGAGGGAGCCCAGAGAAUAUCUUUCUGGAUCCUCUACUGUUGAUACUAGAAGGAGCCUAAGAAGCCGCCCGGCUGAUGGUUUUCUGACCCUGCCUUUAUCAGCAGAGCCUUUUUUCAAAUGAGGUGUUGCACAAAAGCCUGAUGUGUGGCUGUGUAAAACAGAAAUAAACAGUCUUCUAGCCAAAGCCCCAUUCCCACAGUUCAGGGGGCCAUAGGCCCGGGAAUUCCAUAGGAUGUCACUGCCCAACUAGGAAACUGCUCAGUUAGCUGAACCCCUUCUGAGGGCUAGAGGAGGACAGGAUUUGUCCCAAUCCAGACACUCAGCCAGGGAAUAAGGGCUGAAACUCAUCUCUCAACCUAGUCCAGCCCUCCCCCUCUUUGGAUUGUCAUUAUCAAGUUGAUUGAUUGUAUAUUAUCAGGACUCUCUUAACCACAGGUGCCAGAAGCCCAUGCCAGAAGCCCAACCCAAAGUGGCUUAAACCAAAGAGAAAUUUAUAGGCUGGUAUAACUAAAAGAUUCAGAGGUAGCACUGACUCAUGCAUGAGUGGACCGGGGUGACAAGAUAUCAGAUGGCACCUGACUGUCACCACCACAGGCAGACUGUUCACCAUCUCAGCUCUGUCCCCUUCCUUUGUCACAAUGACGAAGCCACUGCAUCUCCUGGCUAAUGGUGUACCAGCCUGGAAAGACAGCCUCCCUCUCUGAUUGGCUUCAGCACAAGUCACAGGAAUGACUGCCUGGUCUGACCCGUCUCCUGUGUGCUUUCUUUGGGAGUAAAGAGUUAACAGGCCCUUCCCCCUUCCACAGAGAGUGCUUCCCUUAUCCUGCGGAAGCUCUGCCCCUGGAUGAAGGAGGAGAGCGGCUGUUAGUGCUGAUGACUGGCACACUGCACUUGCGCUAGGAAGACAGCAUGAACUGCACCCCUCCAGGGAAGCCACGGCCUGGGCUCCCCUGCGUACAGUGGUUCCUUAACUGGGCACGAGUCCCUUGCUGGGACUUAGGAAAACUCUGCCUAAAGUCCAUUGCAAGAAAUACUGAUCCCUGUGGGAUGUAUAUGUGGCUGGUUCCCUUGCUCACUGAGAGACUAGAAAACAGCACCUGGACCCCUGGGCUGGUUCCCUCUGAGGAAAGGAUCUGUGUCAUGAGUGAAGCCUGGGCAGGUGUGGUCUGUUCAACUUUGAUCAUCUGGUUGAGCCUAAGGUGACCAAGAGUGGGUGGUGCACCCCUGAUUCUGUUGCUGUGACUGAGGAAAUGCUAAGCUCUGUUUGGCCAGGCCUGGGCAGCCUGCCUCUGGAGUAGGGGUGGAGAGCCAUCCUGCAACACGAGGUUACCAGGAAAAGGAGUUUUGGUUGGGCACAGACAUCCAAUGUCCACUCCAGGAUGUUUGGGAGACACCUUGAGAACUCUUCCUAAAAGCUGCACUUAACCAAGCUCCUGGUGGUUCUGUGAUCCCUUACAUUUUCUCCAGAGGCAGAGAGUUGGCUGACUGACUUUUGCCCUUGGGCAGAUUGUGAGGCUCUACCCAGCAUGCUGGUAUAUUAUGUUCCCUCAGAUGGGGGUGAGACCCUUGGCCUGGGGGCUGUAAAAUGAUCUGUUUCUGUGAUGAGACUUUCCACGGUGAGAUUGCUAGUGUCUCAGAGAAUAAAGGACAGAACCAGUCCAAGUCAAAGCACUUACCUAGCUGAGCCUGACUCUUCCCGUGUUAUUGAUCUGAGGGGUAGGUGGGUGGGGGCAUCUGUCUCGAUUUCACACCAACAGACCUAUUCCCUUCACAAAAGCGUCAUAGGUGACAACAAGGACUCUGGAAACAGGCAGACUGACUGUGCCAAUCCUGGAUCACCAAAUUCAGCUUCACCAUGCCUCUGUUUCUUUGUCUGUAAAAUGGGCAUAAUUGUAGGCCUGCUCACAGAGUUGUGUGAGGAUUCGAGAAACGGAGUGUGCAAAGGCUUGAGCUCAGCCCUGACACACGAAGAAAUGUUCUCGUGAUUGCUUAGAUGAAAUCGGAGUCAUCUAUUUUAAAAAACUGCAAGAAAUGAAUCAGCUGUUAAGUGGUCCAUUAUCACCUACUUGAUCAAUAAGGCUUUCUCAGUUCCCAUCAGUAAAGUUGAGAUAGUCUCAAAUUGUUUAUCGAAAUGAACUGCUAUUAACAAAGUAAAAUUUUUCCUAGCA
This is a messenger RNA of Gorilla gorilla gorilla (western lowland gorilla), 3491 nucleotides long. RefSeq names its product U6 snRNA biogenesis phosphodiesterase 1 (gene USB1). The record is from RefSeq and is a predicted model, not a curated record. NCBI's taxonomy places the organism in Eukaryota, Metazoa, Chordata, Mammalia, Primates, Hominidae. Gene Ontology annotation, molecular function: 3'-5'-RNA exonuclease activity. Gene Ontology annotation, biological process: U6 snRNA 3'-end processing. The transcript is spliced from 4 exons. Gene Ontology annotation, cellular component: nucleus. Bases 148 to 708 code for a protein of 186 amino acids.